AUGGGUGUUGCCGUGAUGCCGUUUGUUGGCGGCGACAACCUGGCUGACUUCUUCGUCAUUGAUGUAAUCUUUGGCGACAUUCUGGAUCUCUUUGCCUUCGAGCUCCUAGACUCGGAGGCAGAGGUCCUGGAUGAUCUGUGCCGCUUUGUCCCUAGCUUUCUCAGGAUGUCGUUGGUCCGUGACGACGUGGUCAUUCGUGUGGUGGACAUUGCUCUCGUCUCCUACCUCUCCUGCGUUGGUCGUCGGCGUGUGUGUCUGCCUUCGACUGCAACAAACGGUUGCUGGUGUGCUCUCCGUCGCCUCCCCUCUGCGCUGGGCCCAUCUGUGUUGUUGUUGUCGGAGGUCUUCUCCACUGUUUGUCCGGCCAAGGCGUCUUCAUUCCCUCGCGGUGAAGGCCCUCAUCUGGAGUCACCGCGUCGUACCUUGCCGAGCCUCCGAGCGCCUGGCCUCCCGUUCCCGCGUUGUGCCUCUGCUCCAUCUCCCUGCACUCGAACUUUCUCCAAUGAUGGGGACUCGGAUUUCACCAUAGACACACAUCAUGGUAGCAAGUUUCAUUAUUUAGGGAACGGGCUAGAAUAUUUGGGGGGAAAGGUGUUGGAAGAUAUGCAUUAUGAGCUCGAUGAAUGGAGUUUGCAAGAAAUAGUUAGUGCCAAGAUCUGGUACUGUGAACCAGGCUGUCAAUUGAGCUCGGGUCUGAGAGAGUUGAUGAGUGAUGGAGAUGCCAUGAGAAUGGGUAGGUUAUUAGUGUUGCAAACUGUUAAGCAUUGCUCGGUGUAUGUUGUUGAUGGCUGUAGGAAAGGUAAUGGUGUUGAGAUAUGUUCGAAUGAUAAGGCCUAUGUGCCAACUGAAGCUGAGUACAAUGAGAGUGGUUUCGUAGAAGUAGAAGUUGAAUGUGAAUCAGAGGCGUCUAGUGAGGAGGAUAGAUUUGAUGACAGUGCAGACGAUGGUGACCACGAGGAUCAUUUUGGGUUUGACGUUGAAAAUGGAAAUGAUGGUGGAGUUGGAAAUGGUUUUGGGGGGUUUUAUGGCCCUUUAAAUGAACAUGACAAUGCUCAAACUGCUGGUGUUGAUGCUGCUGUGAAUGACGCCGCCAUUAGGGAUGAUGUUGAAGUUGGAGAGAUUUCUGAGGGUUAUGAAACUGAAGAUAUUGAUAGCUAUGAGGGAGGUUCGGAUGAUAUAAUUAAGAAGAGAAGAUAUCUUAAAUACAAUGAGGCUGAGAUGAGUAGGUAA
Molecule: messenger RNA, 1230 nt
Organism: Arachis ipaensis
Lineage: Eukaryota; Viridiplantae; Streptophyta; Magnoliopsida; Fabales; Fabaceae
Source: RefSeq, a predicted model, not a curated record